Messenger RNA from Closterium sp. Naga37s-1, 2382 nucleotides. Lineage: Eukaryota; Viridiplantae; Streptophyta; Zygnematophyceae; Desmidiales; Closteriaceae. The record is from the annotation of a GenBank genome assembly.
AUGGGUCGAUACGCGUCAUUCUCACCACCACCACGGUUCCUGGUCCAGGUCUAUCACCAGGAGCAGUGGCAGGCAUCGCACUGGGCUGCUUCGUCGGGCUUGCUCUUCUUGCUGCAAUCCUCGUGUGGUUCCUCCUCCCCAGACGCCGCCGUGAGUGGCCUUCAAACCCCUCAACCAUCCUUCGUGAGAAUUUCCUCAAGAGUGAUUUCAACGCAGCCCUCGCUUGCCUGUUCCUCACUGAAUGGCACGGCAAAGCAAGUGGGGCGACCUGGACGUGUCUCACGUGUUCUCCCUGCAGCAGCUGCUGCAAGGCAAAUGGGCAAGUGGGGCGACCUGGACGUGUGUCACGAGUUCAGCCUGCAGCAGCUCAUGCAAGCCACGGACAACUGGGCUGAUGCCAACCGGCUGGGGCGGGGGGGCUUUGCAACGGUGUACCUGGGGGUGUCGGCCCAAGGGGAGAUGUGGGCUGUGAAGCGAUGUAGAGUGAUGACCAACGACUUUGAGAAAGAGGUGCGAGCCAUGGCAACGCUGAGGCACGAGAACCUGGUGCGGCUGCUGGGGUUCUGUGUGGACAUGCAGGUGGAGAGCGGACGGCAGGAGCAGGUGUUGGUGUACGAGUAUGUGGGGAACGGCGACCUCAAGCACCACAUCCACCACGCCAAGUGCCCCCUCACCUUCCACCAGCGCCUGAGAAUAGCACUGGGAGCAGCAGAAGGGCUAUCCUAUCUGCACAGCUUCAGCACGCCCAUCGUGCACCGCGAUGUGAAGCCCGCAAACAUCCUCGUCACUGACUCGCUUGCCGCCAAGCUCGCUGACUUUGGGCUGCUCAAACAGCUCACUGAGGGGGACGGGGAGGGCGGUGCCACGAGGAUCGCAGGCACGCCGGGAUAUGUGGAUCCGGACUACAACCGCACACGGGUGGUGUCGCCCAAGACAGAUGUCUACAGGUGGUCGACUCAAAAAGACUUUGGGCUGCUCAAGCAGCUCACUGAAGGGGACGGGGAGGGGGGUGCCACUAGGAUCGCAGGCACGCCGGGGUAUGUGCACCCGGAUUACAACCGCACACGGGUGGUGUCUCCCAAGACUGAUGUGUACAGUCGAUUCAGAGAUGACUUGGGGCUGCUGAAGCAGCUCAGUGAAGGGGAUGGGGACGGGGAGGGCAGUGCCACGAGGAUUGCAGGCACCCCGGGGUAUGUGGACAGGGACUACAAUCGCACACAGGUGGUGUCCCCCAAGACAGACGUUUACAGCUUCGGAGUGGUGCUGCUGGAAAUGCUGACAGGGCGGCCGGCAGUGAUGAGCGAAGAAGACUACCACAUCGCCACGUGGGUGAGUGCCCUCUCAGUCUCUCUCCCUCUGCUCCACACUGGUGCAGUGAUUCCUAGGCUCUCCAUGCCCUCUCAUCUUGCCUUAAAAUGCCGUGCGCUACCUGGUGCAUCCCCUCCCCACCACCAGGCGGCCCAACGGGUGGCGGAUUACGAGCUAGAUCUGCUGAAAGACCCCUCGAUGGAGGUUCCAGAGGAUGCUAUAGUGGAUUUUGCAGACAUUGCUCUCGACUGCCUCAAAAUGCCUUGGACUUGCUCCAUCCCCUCCCCACACCAGGCGGCCCAACGGGUGGCGGAUUACGAGCUAGACCUGCUGAAAGACCCUUCUAUGGAGGUUCCAGAGAACACUAUGGUGGAGUUUGCAGACAUUGCUCUCGACUGCCUCAAAAUGCCUUGGACUUGCUCCAUCCCCUCCCCACACCAGGCGGCCCAACGGGUGGCGGAUUACGAGCUAGACCUGCUGAAAGACCCUUCUAUGGAGGUUCCAGAGGAUGCUAUAGUGGAGUUUGCAGACAUUGCUCUCGACUGCCUCAAAAUGCCUUGGACUUGCUCCAUCCCCUCCCCACACCAGGCGGCCCAACGGGUGGCGGAUUACGAGCUAGACCUGCUGAAAGACCCUUCUAUGGAGGUUCCAGAGGAUGCUAUAGUGGAGUUUGCAGACAUUGCUCUUGACUGCCUGAAAAUGCCGUGCACACGCCGCCCGGACAUGAAGGCUGUAGCACACAGAAUCGGCGAUCUGAUUCAGAAGUACUGUACUGGUAAAGGUGAGAGGGAGGCUGCUCCCGUUGAGCCUGUAACGAGAGCACUCGUUAGCGAGGAUGUGGAUAGUGUUGGUAUGGAAGGCUUCGGAGGUGUUAGUGGGUUCACAAGCACGGAAAGCACAGACAAGAGUGGGGCGGUUAGUGGGCAAGAAAGUGGCAGUCUCUUGGGUAAGCAAGUGGAGGGAAGGGAUUCUGAAGAGGUUGUGGGUUUGAGGAUUUCAGCCACGGAUAGCAUGACGUCUAGAGCCUCCCAUGCUGAGCAUAGUGCGAUCGAAAAUAGAGUUCAUCCCCGCUGA